Messenger RNA from Prunus armeniaca (apricot), 204 nucleotides. The record is from the annotation of a GenBank genome assembly. NCBI's taxonomy places the organism in Eukaryota, Viridiplantae, Streptophyta, Magnoliopsida, Rosales, Rosaceae.
AUGGAGAUGGAGAAGAAGGUGAACAAGUCUCUGGACGUGACCGAGGACGAGUCAGAGGCCGUGUCGCGACUCGUCGUUCCAGUUAUCCCACCCGGCGGGGUGAGCUUCUACGAUGCUUUCGUUGUCAGAGGCAUCCGAGUCAACCGAGUCGAACCCGGACUGAUCGUCUGUACUUUGAAGGUCCCUCCCCGCUUCACCAACUAA